UGUAGCCACUUCAGACCAGGACUCUUAACUUUCCAUAUCAUGGUUAGAGUCAGAAUUCAAAUACUGUAGAAUUGGAGCUACGGUAUGCCUGACCCAUAACCUGAUUCUAGACAUUUAUUUUUAUGUCAUUUUUGUUUGCUUAUUAUAGGAACAAGAUGGAAAAACAGUCCCAGUCCCCACAAAAGACAAGAUGUGAAAUGGAGAAGUAUCUGACACCUCAGCUUCCUCCAGUUCCUAUAAUUCCAGAGCAUAAAAAGUAUAGACGAGACAGUGCCUCAGUCGUAGACCAGUUCUUCACUGACAGUGAAGGGUUACCUUACAGUAUCAACAUGAACGUCUUCCUCCCUGACAUCACUCACCUGAGAACUGGCCUCUACAAAUCCCAGAGACCGUGCGUAACACACAUCAAGACAGAACCUGUUACCAUUUUCAGCCACCAGAGUGAAACGACUGCCCCUCCUCCGGCCCCGACCCAGGCCCUCCCCGAGUUCACCAGUAUAUUCAGCUCACACCAGACCGCAGCUCCAGAGGUGAACAAUAUUUUCAUCAAACAAGAACUUCCUACACCAGAUCUUCAUCUUUCUGUCCCUCCCCAGCAGGGCCACCUGUACCAGCUCCUGAAUACACCGGAUCUAGAUAUGCCCAGUUCUACAAACCAGACAGCAGUAAUGGACACUCUUAACGUUUCUAUGUCAGCCGCCAUGGCAGGCCGUAACACACAACCUGUCAGAUACAAUAGAAGGAGUAACCCUGACUUGGAGAAACGACGCAUCCACUACUGCGAUUACCCUGGCUGCACAAAAGUUUAUACAAAGUCUUCUCAUUUAAAAGCUCACCUGAGGACUCAUACUGGUGAAAAGCCGUACAAGUGCACCUGGGAAGGCUGCGACUGGAGGUUCGCGCGGUCGGACGAGCUGACCCGCCACUACAGAAAGCACACGGGUGCCAAGCCCUUCCAGUGUGGGGUGUGCAACCGCAGCUUCUCCCGCUCCGACCACCUGGCCUUGCACAUGAAGAGGCACCAGAACUGAGCACCACCUAUGCAAGCUCCCACCACGCCACAGGCAGGGGGGCAGCCCUUGCAACAACAAAUUAAACUAUUCAUAUAUAUAUAUAUACAUAUAUAUAUAUAAAAGAAAAGAAAAGAAAAAAGAAAAAAAAACUGGAAAUGUAUAUUUUGUAUAUUUGAGAAAACAGGGAAUACAUUGUAUUAAUACCAAAGUGUUUGGUCAUUUUAAGAAUCUGGAAUGCUUGCUGCAAUGUACAUGGGUUUACUCAAGCAGAUUUCAUCUCACGACAGGUAGCCACAUCUCGACGUGGGCGAGGGGCGGGGGUGCAGGGGUGCGUGUGGAGUGUUUUUACCCAGGCGCCAUCAUUUAACGUGACAGUGUUUAGUAAACAAGUCAGUUGGCAGGCGCCGCAGGAGAGGAUGGAUUGUAUGUCAAGAUUUUACUUGACUUUCAGUAAUUUUUUUAAAUAUUAGAUAAUUCCUUAGAAGUACACAGGAAUCUGGCAAUUCACAAAUAGCCAUUGAACAAAUGUGUUUUUUAAAUACACACACACACACACACACACAUAUAUAUGAGUUGCCUAUAUUUGCUACUCGAAAUUUUGUAAAUAUGCAAAUCAGCUUUAUAGCUUUAUUACAACUUUUUACGAUUCUUUGGGGAAAAAAAAUCAAUUCAUUUGAAAAUAACCAUGAAUACACUUUUAGUUAGAAUUUGUGGUAAGAUACCUCUCAAAACGUUACCAAAUUUAUUUCUCUGGGGGAACGAAUAAUCAUUCAAAUGAACUUUAAAAAGCAGAUCUCAUGCACUGAUUAAAGUAGGAUUGUUUAUUUUCAAUACAAAAGAUGUUUUAUAUGAAUUGUAAACUGAAGAGCUUCAAGAUAGUUACAAUAUACAAAAGUUAAACCUCUUACAAUAAGCUAAGCAGUAUCAUUUUUAAAAGAAGAACUUAUAAGUUUUCAAAACAUGCAGCCAUGUUGACUUAUGAUGCAGUUUUCAUGUAUGGAAACGUUGACUUUAUGAUGCAGUUUUCAUAUACAGAGAUGUUUGCAGUACUGUGGGUUUAAUAUCAAUUUAUGCGGAUUUUGCAUGUAAUAUACAGUGAGACACAGUAAUUUCAUCGAAAUUACAGUGCAGUGUAGUUCUCUAUUGUUAAUACUGACUCAGUGUCUGCCUUUAAGUAUAAAUGAUAUGUUGAAAACUUAAGGAAAUGAGUGCUACAUAUAUGCAAUAUAAACGAGUAAUGUGAUGCUGAUGCUGUUAACCAAAGGGCAGAAUACAGAAGCAAAAUGCCAAAAGGGGUCUUAAUUGAAAUGAAAAUUUAAUUUUGUUUUUAAAAUAUUGUUUAUCUUUAUUUAUUUUGUGGUAAUAUAGUAAGUUUUUUUAGAAAAAAUUUUCAUAACUUGAUAAAUUAUAGUUUUGUUUGUUAGAAAAGUUGCUCUUAAAACACGUGUAAAUAGAUGACAAGCGGUGUAAAUAAUUUUGUAAGAGGCUUCAAAAUGUUUAUACAUGGAAACAUACCUACAUGAAAAGCAUAAAUCAGUGGCUGUUUUGCUUCUUUUUCCCUCUUAUUUUUGUAUUGUGGUCAUUUCCUAUGCAAAUAAUGGAGCAAACAGCUGUAUAGUUGUAGAAUUUUUUGAGAGAAUGAGAUGUUUAUAUAUUAACGACAAUUUUUUUUUUGGAAAAUAAAAAAGUGCCUAAAAGA
Molecule: messenger RNA, 2712 nt
Organism: Tupaia belangeri chinensis (Chinese tree shrew)
Lineage: Eukaryota; Metazoa; Chordata; Mammalia; Scandentia; Tupaiidae
Product: Krueppel-like factor 5
Exons: 4
Coding region: 156-1031 (291 amino acids)
Biological process (GO): regulation of transcription by RNA polymerase II
Molecular function (GO): RNA polymerase II cis-regulatory region sequence-specific DNA binding; DNA-binding transcription factor activity, RNA polymerase II-specific
Source: RefSeq, a predicted model, not a curated record